GAGCCGCUGAAGAAGACCCCCGGCGAGAAGUCCUCCUGCUGCGGGCCUGUGCUCAGCGUCUUCAAGUCCAUCAAAGGCAUGCCAUGCCUCCUCUACCACUUGGCCUUGGUUCAGUGCCUGGUGUGGAUCGGCAACACUGCCUGGACCUACUACUCCUCCCAGUGGUUCGCGGACUCGGUGUACCAAGGCGACCAGCACGCGCCGGAGGGCUCAGAGGAGAAGCUCGCGUACGCGGCGGGCAUGAAGGCCUUCAGCACUGGUGGCCAGAUGCGCUCAGGCCUUCAGCUGAUCUCUGCGCUGGUGAUCAUCACCAUCCUCAUGAAGACCAAGCUCCGACCCCGCUACAUCUACGCCCCCUGCAUCCUCGUGGGCGCCGUAGUCAGCUUUUUGGCUGGCUUCGCUGUGGGCCACGCCGCCGUCUUCGCCAGCGUUUGCUUCGUGCUCUCCAUCAUGCCGGAGACGGGCUCCUUCGCCAUCCCCUUCGGGCUGGUGGCCACGCUGAACAAGCGCGCAGAGGAAGAGGGCAAGCAGGUCAGCACGGCCCUGCAGAUGGCGCUCCUGAACUGCUGCGUCACUGUGGGCCAGCAGAUUUGCCACAUGGUUCUCGCGGCUAUCGAGAACAACCUUCCCCUGGAGAAGGCUUGGCCCGUGUGGGUCUUGAGGCUCAAUGCCGUUGCGUCCAGAAACUGGGAUGCCGGCGGAAGCCUAGGUUCACAAGGAAUUGUCGCUUUGAAGUCUGGGCUGCAGUACAAGGUUUUGAACAAGGGCAGCGGCAAGUUCCACCCAAAGAAGGACACAACCUGCAGCUGCCACUAUGCUGGCACCACACUGAGCCUCACGCCCAACGCGAUCGAUUUGCCCGAAGAUCAGUGGAGCGAGUUCGACUCUUCUUACAAGAGAGGGUCGCCGACGGACUUCGCGCCGAAUCAGGUCAUCAAAGGCUGGACGGAGGCCAUGCAACUCAUGGUUGAGGGGGACAAGUGGGAGCUUUACAUCCCAGCGGACCUGGGCUACGGAGAUGGUGGUAGUGGUGAGAAGAUCAAAGGCGGGGAAAUGCUGAUCUUCCGAAUGGAGAUGAUGAAGAUCAUUGGCAGUGGCAAAGUUCGUGCCGCGAAGUGCGACUUGAAGACCCGGGAGAAUUGCGAGUGCUGA
Molecule: messenger RNA, 1152 nt
Organism: Effrenium voratum
Lineage: Eukaryota; Dinophyceae; Suessiales; Symbiodiniaceae
Source: the annotation of a GenBank genome assembly